CAGUGCACUCUCUUCAGCAGCACAGCACUCAGUGCUGAGUGAGGAGGGUGCAGGGAGCAUCUUGUGUGGCUGUCUAUGGGAUCUUUCAUGCCUUGAAUGAGCUCCAGCCAAAGAACUGUAAUCUCAACUUCAUCUCCUUCUCAGCAGCAGUCACAUCCAGUCCAGUGGUCCAGCAGAAUUACAUCAGCAAGGGUCUGUGUCCGCAAGAGCCCUCCAGGAAUUUCACUAUGAGACUGGAAGAAGUCGGAAGGCUUCAACAUUCAUUUGAACAAAUCAAUGAUGGGGCCUGCUUGCUGGCAAGCCAUCAGGAUGACAUGGAUGUAGAUAAUAAUAGCAUGAAAUAUAUGGGCUGUCAACAGCCACUGGAAUCCAAAGUAAAAAUAAUCCAAAGGGCAUGGAGGGAUUACUUACAACGCCAGGAUUCUUUGAACACGCAAUGUAUGGAAAAACGCAGUCCAUCCCCAUCCUCUUUGUCUUCAGAUAAAAUGAGCAGUUCUAUCAGUAUGAACACCUUUUCGGAUGGCAGCACUCCAGAUUACAGAGAGGAUGGCAUGGAUUUAGGAAGUGAUGCUUGUAGCCGCUCGAGUUCGGAAUCAAGCUCCAACAAAGUAACCCCUUGCUCGGACUGUAAAUCAUCCCCCAGCCUGGAUCUGGCUGCCUUGGAGGAUUAUGAGGAGGAGGACUUUAUGGUGGACAAGGUGAGCGAUGAGUGGGAGGAUGAAGAUGAGGAAGAAGAGGUUGGUGCUGAUGAUGGCUUUCCUAAGGACAAUUGUUUUGCAAUGUCUGUGAAUGGCAGAAGUUUAGCGGAGGAGUUUGAGGACGUUAAAGGAGGGAAUUUGUCUACCACAAAUGGUAACCCUUCCCAUCGGCACAAAUUGAACGGGAACUUAGUCACUGGGAAACCCCCAAGUAAAGGAAAGCACAACCCUCCAAAGCCGCAGAAUAGUUCUGUCAGGGGACCUCCGGUGAACUCAUUUGGUGGUUCCACUGCCAUCAUGAGGGAGGAACCCCAGCUCCCUACUAUGGACUGGGAAGCCUUGGAGAAGCACCUCGCAGGACUACAGUUCCAGGAGCAGGAGUCCCGGAACCAGAGACAGGCCAGAUCAAACUACACAUCUGCUCAGAAGAAUGAAAGAGAAUCUAUCAGGCAAAAACUGGCACUUGGGAGUUUUUUCGAUGAUGGCCCUGGCAUCUACACCAGUUGUAGCAAAAGCGGGAAGCCAAGUCUGUCUUCCAGGCUCCAAAGUGGGAUGAACUUGCAGAUCUGUUUUGUAAAUGAUAGUGGGAGUGAUAAGGACAGUGAUGCUGAUGACAGCAAAACUGAAACAAGCCUGGACACUCCAUUAUCUCCAAUGAGCAAGCAGAGUUCUUCAUACUCAGACCGGGACACUACUGAGGAGGAGUCAGAAUCUUUUGAAGACAUGGAUUUUAUCUCCAGGCAGAAGAAACUGCAAGCAGAAGCAAAGAUGGCUCUGGCUAUGGUAAAACCAAUGGCCAAGAUGCAAGUGGAGGUAGAGAAACAAAACAGGAAAAAGUCUCCUGUUGCUGAUCUAUUGCCGCAUAUGCCUCACAUUAGCGAAUGCUUAAUGAAGAGGAGCCUAAAGCCUACUGAUCUAAGAGACAUGACGAUUGGGCAGCUACAAGUGAUUGUGAACGACCUUCACUCUCAAAUCGAAAGCUUGAAUGAAGAACUGGUCCAACUUCUCCUUAUUCGGGAUGAAUUGCACAUGGAACAAGAUGCAAUGCUUGUAGAUAUUGAAGACUUGACUAGACAUGCUGAAAGUCAGCAGAAGCACAUGGCAGAAAGGAUGCCUGCAAAAUAAAG
Molecule: messenger RNA, 1825 nt
Organism: Nanorana parkeri
Lineage: Eukaryota; Metazoa; Chordata; Amphibia; Anura; Dicroglossidae
Product: schwannomin-interacting protein 1
Exons: 11
Coding region: 228-1823 (531 amino acids)
Biological process (GO): positive regulation of hippo signaling
Cellular component (GO): cell junction; plasma membrane
Source: RefSeq, a predicted model, not a curated record